AUGUUUUUUCGUUUUGUCGAUAAAUCAACGAUUUUGGCGCAAUUCGCUUUGUACCUUCAAUUCUCCGGCUAUGUCGCAAUCGGAAUUGGCACUAUUUUAAUGUCCUUGUCGAGAGUGACCCUCGUUUGGGCUCCUAUUCGAACACGAUUUUUGUGGACUGCAAACGUAAUGCGAAUAUUGGUUUUCACUCAAAAUUUCAUCGCUUAUGCGCACGCGUUGCCGUGUUUCUUUGCGCAAAUUUCUUUUUUGCCAAUGGGACAGGAGAAGUUCAUCGCUUUCCCAACGUCGACGGCACUUGUAGAAAGACUUCUAGCCUAUUCAACAGCAAUUCUUUUAUUGGUUUUCUCGGUGAGUUGCGUCGAUCAAGUGUUCGUUUAUUUGGGUCGACUCUUUCCGGCGAGUGGCCUCGCGACUCUUGGCCUCACUAUGAUGCACUACAGCAUGGAUAUUCAUUUGUUUUUCACCACCUUUUCCCCGUGGUUGAUUCAUCGAACGUUGCGGACAAAGGCGCUUGGCUGGAGCAUUGGCAAAGCGAGUCAGACUGACGUGGGACAUCCACAAGCGAUUCGAACGGUCACCCAACAUCCUCAACAACGGACCAUCAAUAUCGACGAAAGAAAUUCAAGAAACACUUUGCCAAAGCUAUCAAUACAAACCAGUUUUCCGAAUUUUAUUAGUAAAAAACCUGAUGAC
Molecule: messenger RNA, 693 nt
Organism: Mesorhabditis belari
Lineage: Eukaryota; Metazoa; Nematoda; Chromadorea; Rhabditida; Rhabditidae
Source: the annotation of a GenBank genome assembly